Molecule: messenger RNA, 1233 nt
Organism: Symbiodinium sp. CCMP2592
Lineage: Eukaryota; Dinophyceae; Suessiales; Symbiodiniaceae
Source: the annotation of a GenBank genome assembly
AUGGCUCCCUACGUUCUGGGGCUCGUCAUUUUCAUCGCCGUCGCGGUGGCGGGCGGGCUGAUGUGGUGGAACCCGCACAUCGAGUUCCACAAAGCCCCGGCCAGCAAAAAGGACAUGUCACGCGACGAGGUUUUCGCACACUUGCAAAACCACACGAUUCUACAUCUCGGUGGUAUGCACUUCACCGGUCUCACUUUGCUGGCCGAAGCCGUGAGUCAAAGUAGCGACGUCGCCGGGAUGCGGCAUCAAGAGGGCUCAGACCGGCGCAAGGCACAUUGGGUAAGCGACAUCUCCAACGAUGGCAUCUUCCUGCAGAGUGUCUAUCCGAAGUUCGGAUUAGAUCACAAGCAGUUCUUCUUCCGGAAGUGGGUCAGCAAGUACGCCAAGAAGAUUUUUCCACAGUCGAUGGUGGAGAAGUCCAACUGGAUGACGCUGCGGGACGGCAUCGGCCGCUUCGCUUUGCACCCGGAUCAUCGCGUGAACGAGAAAUCCUCUCUGGUGGAGCCGAGGGCGCAGGUUCACCUCUUCAGCGAGUGGGCGCUGUUUUGGGAUCUGGGCAAGAAGGUUUUGUUGGAGAAGUCGCAUUCCAACCUCGUGGCCUCCCCCUUCCUCCACAGCCUCUGGGGCCUGGAUCGAACGUCGAGCCCGGCACGCUUCGUCUUCCUGCAGCGGCAUCCGCUGGCGCUGGGCCUCUCGACGAUCCGGAGGGCGGGGCGCGUGGUGGACGACCUUUCCUUGGAAGACAUCAUCGCAAACUGGCUGGCUGGAGAGGAGCGAAGAGUGGAGGAUUGGCGCAACUACUUCGAGAAGUACGGCGUCGGCAAAGAUGCCUACCGCGUGAUGCAGUUUGAGGAUAUCCUCGCAGACCCUCGGAAGGCCCUCACAGAGCUCUUUGAGUGGCUCGGUGUGCCGGCAGAAGAGUCCGCUCUUCGCUUCAUUCAGGGGAAACUUAGCAAAGAUGCCAACGAGAAGCACUUCGGGCUUUACUGCGACCACUUAGUCCAUGGAGACCACCGGGUCAUCGACGAGCACCACAGGCUCGUACAAAGAUUCCGGUCCAGAGUCUUGGCCGUCUCCUCCUACGACCUCGCAAAGGUGCCCCAGAUCUGUCGCGAGGUGCUCCUCGGGGAAACCUCGUCGGCCUCAGUGCCGCAGAACGAGCGCUCCGAGGUCGAAGCGAAGCUCGCCGAGGAAGAGGCUGCCGAGGCAGCUAUGGACGGCAAGAAACGUUGA